Hypoxylon trugodes is the source of this 2714-nucleotide messenger RNA. RefSeq names its product exocyst complex subunit Sec15-like protein. Gene Ontology annotation, biological process: exocytosis; Golgi to plasma membrane transport; intracellular protein transport. The transcript is spliced from 9 exons. NCBI's taxonomy places the organism in Eukaryota, Fungi, Ascomycota, Sordariomycetes, Xylariales, Hypoxylaceae. The record is from RefSeq and is a predicted model, not a curated record. Bases 277 to 2622 code for a protein of 781 amino acids. Gene Ontology annotation, cellular component: membrane; exocyst.
CAUCUUCCUUCCUACACCUGUAUACGUAAUUGUAGGCAAUGCGAGACAGUACGAUUAUCUUAUUCAAUAUGCCUAGGUAACUUUAUUGGAACUACAGAACCUGAUUGAAUUUAAGCAAAAAGUCUGAUUAUUCUGUACGUAAAAAAUUGACGAUGAGAGAUUGCCCUACUGUGGAUUGGCCAUAUCCGACCGCCCUUCUCUCUUUGAAUCGCACUUGAACACAUACAACGCCUACGGUCGCAUUGCGAUGCCAUUAGGCUACCGUCUACCACCACCAUGCCGCGAAGAGCGCAAAACUACGAUGAUUAUGGAUCUGCUGUUCACCAGAUCCUACUUUCUACCUCCGAUGGCGAAUUUCUCGAUCAAUUAAUCCCCGUCCUAAAAGAUGCGACCGUGACCAAUCGAGCAACUGCUCUCACGCAGAAUCUAGCACAAUAUGCCGAAGAUAGGGAAGCAGAGAUUGAAAGAAUAGGGUUGACGAAGCACGAAGAAUUUCUAGCUUCCGUCAACCACCUCCAAAAUGUUCGCGAGCGAACCGUUGCCUUGACCGUCGAUAUCCUCGAAUUGAACCAAUCCAUUCAAGCAAGUACGGAGAAAUUGGCGGAACAGAAGCAGGCACUGGUAAAUACGCGAGCGAUACGAGAGAAUAUAUCAGAUGUAUCCGAUGCCAUGAAGGAAUCUCUGAAGAUCCUUCAUGCUGUGAAUAAUGCCCACGACUUAAUCCGAAAAAAGAAGUACUACGCUGCGCUCAAGUCCCUCGACGACCUCCAGAACGAAUUCCUCAUCCCGAUAAUACAGAAUAAUUAUGCCACCCAACACCAACUCGCCAAUCUAAUACAAAAAUCCAUUCCCGCGUCCCAGAAAACCAUAUCCGAGGCAGUCAUGACAGAUCUUAAUACUUGGUUAUUUCGUAUUAGGGAGACCUCACAGUUCCUUGGAGAGGUGGCCUUCUAUCAUACCGAAAUGCGACGCACACGGCAACGGGAUAGGGCGGAAAAAGAUGAAUACUUGAACCGUUUCAAACUGAACUCUGCAAUUGAGCUGGUCUUUGAUGAGAGUGAAGAAUUUGAUGUGCUUGAUAACGAAGAAUUAAAGGUUGACUUUACACCUCUUUUUGAGGCCUUACAUAUCCAUGAGGCGUUGGGACAGAGUGAUAAGUUUCGCUCCGAAUAUGCUGCCACCAGAAGGCGGCAAAAAGAAUUACUUAUUCCAAGUUCUGUAACCCUUGCGACCGAUGACGAUUCCUCCUUGAGUAGUUUACUAGAAGGCAUUGCUGGAUUUGCUAUAAUUGAGAAGGCCACAAUGCGCCAGGCUCCGCAGCUACGCACUGCUAUUGAUGUUGAGGAAUUAUGGGAUUCGAUGUGUUCUGCUGCGAUAUCAUUGACGUCAAAGGCGUUGAACGAUGUCGGCGAUGCACAAAUUCUUCUCAAUAUUAAAGGGCGAAUUGAUCUUUUCAUACUAACGAUGGAGGGAUGGGGAUACUCCGUCUCCAGACUUGACGAAUUCCUAGUCGACCUCUUCGAUAGGUAUGCUGAAUUGUUGAAGAGGAGAUUUAGCGAGGACUUCCAAGAGAUCGUCUCGACCGAUGAUUACAUGCCGAUGGCAAUUAAUAGUAGAGAAGAAUAUGAGAAAGUGGCUAAUGUUAGCUGGUUUACCCCAGAGAAACCCAUUGAGGAGCUUACAUUUCCAUGUGUUUUGCCCUUCUCUCAAAUGUACCCGCUGUGUUGUAUCGACAUUAGGAAUUUCCUCAACCAGUUUUAUUUCUUCUCUGAUGUCUCAGACGAUCAUUUCCAACAUCCCAAUAAAAUCGACGAUACCCUACGCAAGUCACUCGACGAACUCCUUACUGAGAAGGUGUGCCAGUCCUUGGUAGAAAGGUUAAGCUCGCAAUAUCUAGGUCAAAUCGUACAAAUCCUCAUCAACCUAGAGCAUUUCGAAAUCGCCUGUCAAGAACUAGAGCAACUCUUAAUCAGGGCGCGAUCUUCUGCAUCCGCAGGUGGUCCUUUGACCUUGGCAGCUACUGAACAAUUUAGGGAAAACAAGAAGACUGCCGAGAAGCGUAUCUUCGAAUUAGUCAACUCGAAGAUUGACGACCUAGUAGAAACUGCGGAGUAUGAUUGGACAGCAUAUAACCGUCCUACGGAGCCGAGCAAUUACAUGCAAACCCUGACCCGCUACCUUUCCAAUAUCAUGAAUUCGACACUAUUGGGUUUGCCGCGGGAGAUCAAGGAACUUAUUUACUUUGAUGCCCUCAGUCAUGCGGCAAACAAAGUUCUGGCUCUCCCCCUAUCGCCGGACGUAAAAAAGAUCAACCCGAAUGGCGUCGCGGCGCUCUCAUUGGAUGUCGAACAUCUAACCACUUUCGUCGAUGGCCUCGAGAACGGAUUUAUGCUUCGAUCCAAUCUAGAUGAAUUAGAGCAAACAAUCCAGCUUCUGCAGUCGGAUAACACAGACGAGUUUUUCGAUAUUUCGACAAGGAACAAGAAAUAUGGCCGAGUGGACGCUAUGAAUGGCCCUCUCCUAUUAGAAAAGCUCACCCAACAAAUAGCGAGCCCAGGUCAAACUGCGCAACGAUUCGCCAAUUUCUCCUCAAACUUAUCGUCGCGUUUUGGAACCAAAUAAAGCACAUAGGUACAGAUAAAUCAAACAUGUCACAUCCACGUCAUAAACAGCCAAAUCCCAUGUGUAUGUACGUAAUCAAAUUAAAAAAAAUU